Messenger RNA from Guillardia theta CCMP2712, 870 nucleotides. RefSeq lists its product as hypothetical. The coding region runs from base 1 to 870 and encodes 289 amino acids. Lineage: Eukaryota; Cryptophyceae; Pyrenomonadales; Geminigeraceae. The transcript has 8 exons. Gene Ontology annotation, molecular function: phosphatidylinositol binding. The record is from RefSeq and is a predicted model, not a curated record. Gene Ontology annotation, cellular component: intracellular membrane-bounded organelle.
AUGGCCACAUGGAAUCUGGAAAGCGUCGGGACAAAAGGAUAUGGAGGGGGAGGAAACUACUUCUGUGCACGAGCAGCGAAAGCGUUCUUGAAGAAGCAAGGAGAGAAGGAGGCAGAGAACUAUGACGGUGUCGGAGUCUUCAAAGAUCCUCUCUACGACACAGUCUACGGUCAGUGUACGAGCUCGACCAGGCCAGUCAAAUUGGACAACAAGGAUGCGGUUUCUUCGCUCUUCCAACCCACAGAACUCGAACAAGCGCUAGCUGUAGCAAGGGCUUCUUGCCAGCAGAACAACGGAAGUCAUUCGAGACAUAACGGAAACUGCAACGGUCAUUCGAGGCAUCGCGAUCCAGAGAGGAACAGCCUGGAGAACGUGGAGGUGACUUUCGAGGAGCCCUUCGUGCAACGAGGAGGCAGGAAGGGAGGUUCGAUGCCUCUCGUGUGCUUGGGCAGUGGGGAGCAUGUUGUGUACGUGCUGCAGGUGGGGUACAAUGGAAGAAGGUGGAGCGUCGAGCGUCGAUACCGAGAGUUCGACCUGUUGGAUAAGGAGCUGCAGCGAGUGUGGGGCCGGGAGCCUUCAGUUCGACUCGCCGAGUUCCCUUCUAAGGUCUGGGUUGGCAAGAUGUCACGCGACGUUGCGCAGCAGAGGAAGACAGAGCUUGAGGUCUACAUGAAGUGCUUGUUGGAUCAGCCGAGGAUUGUCAGAGAGAGCGACGAGCUGCGGGCGUUCCUCGAACUGCCUCCUCGCACGGACCUCCGUCCCAUGCCGACAAUUUCUCGCCCUCGAGAUGUUCAGAGAGUUCAGGCAGGAAUGAUGGAGAGCCCACGGAGGACGAGAGCUGACCGCGACUUCGAUGAGGUCUCCUUGUAA